This is a messenger RNA of Psammomys obesus (fat sand rat), 555 nucleotides long. It is a transcript of the gene Tmem244, whose product is annotated as transmembrane protein 244. The record is from RefSeq and is a predicted model, not a curated record. Bases 1 to 555 code for a protein of 184 amino acids. NCBI's taxonomy places the organism in Eukaryota, Metazoa, Chordata, Mammalia, Rodentia, Muridae. The transcript is spliced from 6 exons.
AUGGCAACCCCAGAAACAACAGAGAUGGCAGUUCUGGAACUCAGCCAGAUAUCUGGCAUCUGGACCUUCAGCCGUGGGAUGGUGCCACCUACAUUCAUGAGUGGGGGAAGGAUAGAAGCACCCAGCAGGGACAAGGACUCCACAAGAAGACCAGCAGAGCCAACAAACCUAGGCCCAUGGUUGCUCACAGAGACUGAAACACCAACCAAGGAGCAGGUGGCUCUGCAGCGCCUUCUGGUCUGUGUCAUCUUAUUCUACACUGUUUACUACCUGUCGCUGAGUACCUGCUGCCUGGCACCCAGGGCAUGUGAGCUGGAUAUUCUGGCACCAUUUGAUUUCAAAACACGACCUUCUUGGCUUAACACAAACUAUAAAGUUCUUUUAGUCUCAACAGAAGUCACCUACUUUGUGUGUGGGUUGCUUUUUGCUCUGAUUGUAGAAGAAUGGGUUUGGGAUUAUGCCAUUUCUGUGACUAUCCUUCACGUAAUCAUCACAACAGCUGUGAUGGCGGAAUUCCCCUUGACGUCACAUUGGUGGGCUGCUUUAGGUACAUGA